Molecule: messenger RNA, 1201 nt
Organism: Chrysoperla carnea
Lineage: Eukaryota; Metazoa; Arthropoda; Insecta; Neuroptera; Chrysopidae
Gene: koko
Product: cyclin-Q
Exons: 5
Coding region: 223-981 (252 amino acids)
Biological process (GO): regulation of transcription by RNA polymerase II
Cellular component (GO): nucleus
Molecular function (GO): cyclin-dependent protein serine/threonine kinase regulator activity
Source: RefSeq, a predicted model, not a curated record
CAUAACUCAUGGUCUUUCACUUCAUUCACGAAUAUAUUUCAGCUGUUUGGUGUCUUUUUAGUUGUACUGGUUCUUAUUGAUUUCAAUAACUUUCUUUACGAUAAUUAAUAAAAAAUAUUCUUUAUUUUCGCACAUUCAAUUUGUAUAAAUUAUAAUAAUUUAUUUCAUAAAGGUGUAUUAAAAGUUAUUUCAUUGAAUAUUUAAUUUUCAGUCAUAAAUAUAAUGAAGGACGUUAUUGAUGUAAUGGAAUUACAACGCGAAAAAGGUCGACGUGUACCACCAAUGGAUUACAGAAAAGAUGAUCGAAGUUUUGCCGUUGCACACUUUAUUUUUGAAUGUGGUAUUAAAUUACAAGCACAACCAUUAACAGUUGCCACGGCUGCUGUCCUCUUGCACCGAUUUUUUAAAGAAGUUGACCCAAAAAAUUAUGACUGUUAUACAAUUGCCGCAUCCACAUUAUACUUAGCUGGUAAAGUAAAAGACGAUCCAUUGAAAAUUCGUGAUGUGAUAAAUGUUGCUCGUGAUACUUUACAUAGAGGUAGUAGUCCAUUGGAAUUAGGCGAUGAAUACUGGAAUAUGCGUGAUGCUAUUGUCCAAGCUGAAUUAUUAAUUAUGAGAGUUCUUAAAUUUGAAGUAAACAUUGUUCACCCACAUAAGUAUAUGCUACACUACUUACGUUCUUUACAAACAUGGGUAAACGAAGAUGAUUGGAAAAAAUUACCAAUUGCACGUGUUGCAGCCGGAUUUUUGCAUGAUUUUCAUCACGAUCCUGCUGUUUUGGAUUAUAAACCACAACACAUUGCUAUUGCUUGCAUUUCAUUGGCAAUGCAAAUAUAUGGUACAUCAGUUCCUUUAGCUGAUGAAACAGAUGAAUCUUCUGUAUGGUAUUCAGUAUUUACAAAAGACUUAACAAAAGAAACUCAUUGGGAAAUUAUGGAAAAAGUAAUGGAAGUAUACAAAGACGAACCACUUAGAUUGUAAUCAUUUCUUCAUUCGACUGGUUAUUUUGUAUUUUGAAUUUAUAUAUAAUAAUUAUAAAAAAUAGUUUGUAAUUCAAGAAUUUUGGUAUUAUUUUUUUAUACAAUUCUUUGACUUAAACUUAAGUGACAAAUCAAAUCAUUAUGAAUAAAAAUGGUGGUUUUUGUGAUAGAAUGGAAAAUAUAAUGAAAAAAAUCAAUAAAAAUUGUAAAAGUGUAAAUAU